AUGGAUUUUAGCAGUCUCAAGGAGCAGGUUAGCAACCUGACCUUGUACGAUAUCAAGGCCGGUGUACGCAAAGUUCAGAAUGCUGUCAUGAAUUAUACAGAAAUGGAGGCCAAGGUCCGAGAAGCUACCAACAAUGAACCGUGGGGCGCAUCCUCGACGUUGAUGCAGGAGAUUGCGAGUGGUACACAUAACUACCAUCUCCUCAACGAAAUUAUGCCUAUGAUCUAUAAGCGAUUCACAGAGAAGACGGCGGAGGAGUGGAGACAAAUAUACAAGGCAUUGCAACUCCUCGAAUUCCUUAUCAAGAACGGCUCCGAACGCGUCGUCGACGAUGCUCGAUCUCACUUGUCCCUAAUACGAAUGCUUCGCCAAUUCCACUACAUUGAUAACAAUGGCAAGGAUCAAGGUAUCAACGUACGCAACCGAUCUCAAGAGCUGGUCAAAUUGCUAGGCGAUGUAGAUGCCAUCCGCUCAGAGAGAAAGAAAGCUCGCGCCAAUCGUAACAAAUUCGGCGGCAUGGAGGGAACUGGCGGUGGAUUCGCGAGCGGUGUUGGCAGCGGUGGCAGAUACGGUGGUUUCGGCAGCGAUUCAUACGGAGGUUACAGUGGAGGCGUGUUUGGAGACGGAGGUGGUUUCGGCGGUGCAAGCGACCCCAGCGAUUUCAGGGAUACUGCCAGAAGAUCUAGUCGGUUCGAGGAAUACGAUGAAGACGAUGAUGAAGUAUCGGCACCUUCUCGCCGAACGGCGGAAUCGAGGACACAGGCUAAAGCAUCACAACCACCGCCAAAGGCGCCUGAAGUUGAUUUAUUUGACUUUGGUGAUGAUGAUGUUGUUGUCUCUACGCCGGCGACGGUACCUUCUUCGACGGCUGCAGGGAAACAGCCAGCCACUGCUGGUGGUCAUGGUAUAGAUAUGCUCGGUGGAACGACCGGUGGAGACGAUGACGAUGAUUUUGAUGAUUUCCAGUCUGCAUCACCACCAGCUGCGCCAACAGUUACCACUUCCGCAAGCACACAGUUUGUUGCACCGAAACCGGUAUCUGCAGCCCAGGGUGCCGAUCUCACGGGUCUCGUUGGAUUCACUUCGAACACAACAACACCAACCGGUUCUACGACAGUGUCCCCUCCCCCUCUAUCAACCACAGGCUCGGCAUUCGCAGCACCACUCCAACAGCAACCAAAACCAUCCGGCUACCAAGCCCCAACACCGAACUACUACACUUCCAUAAACGCCGGUCUAAACAACCAAUCCGCAAUGUCUCCCAUAUCAACCCUUGGCAGCAGCGGCAGACCCGGUAUGGGCGGAAGCACAUCAUCCUUCUCAUCACUCACUUCACCAACCUCCACCAUAAAUUCACCUUCAUCCUUAGUGGCAGCAGGUAAAAAGCCAGCAUCAACCGGCGCAAAAUCAUCCGGUGGAGAUGCUUUUGGAUCCCUAUGGAGUACCGCAAGUGCGAGUGCCGGCAUACAGAAGGCCACAGCCACCAAGGGACCUAAUCUCGCUAGUAUGGCGAAGGAAAAGUCUAGUGCUGGUAUUUGGGGUACUACUUCUAACACUACUUCGAAUCAUAAUAACAAUAGCGGAUUUUCGUCCAGGCCGGUGAAUGGAGGUGGCUCAUCUGGUGACUUGCUUGGUUGAUAUUGAUUAUGCUGAAAGCGCGGAGAGUGAGAUUCGGGAAUGUGAGGAGGAUGAUGGUUUAGUAGAUAGAGGUAUUUUUGCCGUUGUUCAUUGCGUUUGAUAUGUUACUUAUAUAGCCUUUAGUCCUUUUUUUCAUUGCUGUUUGUGAUUUUCUUCGUCUUGAUUGAUUGAUUAUAAUGCCAAUUGAUAGUUUGUUAGCCGGUGAAAUUUG
Molecule: messenger RNA, 1849 nt
Organism: Talaromyces stipitatus ATCC 10500
Lineage: Eukaryota; Fungi; Ascomycota; Eurotiomycetes; Eurotiales; Trichocomaceae
Product: Golgi to endosome transport protein (Ent3), putative
Exons: 4
Coding region: 1-1638 (545 amino acids)
Biological process (GO): Golgi to endosome transport; endocytosis
Cellular component (GO): plasma membrane; clathrin vesicle coat; endosome
Molecular function (GO): clathrin binding; phospholipid binding
Source: RefSeq, a predicted model, not a curated record